Messenger RNA from Ictidomys tridecemlineatus (thirteen-lined ground squirrel), 1168 nucleotides. The record is from RefSeq and is a predicted model, not a curated record. Lineage: Eukaryota; Metazoa; Chordata; Mammalia; Rodentia; Sciuridae.
GAAAAGGAACGGAAGCUAGUUUAGGGGACGUAUUUGGAAAAAGGACGCGCUACUCUGGUUGCCUUCUUACUUCGUUUCUCGGCCGUGUUCCCCGAGAUGUCGGCGUUUCUACCUGUUCGCCCUUUCACCCGCCUCUCUUUUCCCUUUGGAACCCCGGAAGCGUCGGUGGCUGCAAUCGUGCUGCUUGGUGCUCCGCUCCGAACGGUCAGGACAGAAAAUAAUAUUCCAAGAUAUUUUGGCACUAGCACUGUGACCUAUAGCAAGAAAGAUGAGCAGUAUGUUCCAACUGUUGCAAGUCCUGAGAAGACCUCAGAGAACCAAGGCAGAAUAAAGGAGAAUAAGAAAAAAGGCUUGUUAGACAUUAUUAAGGAUAUGAAAGUUGAAUUAAGCACAGUAAAUGUACAAACAACAAAGCCAACCAGCAGGAAAACACUCAAAAGUUUGGAGACAAUUGGCAGGCUUCGAAGAACUCCAGGAAAUGCUCCAAAGAAGGGAAAUGAUUCCCUGAGUCCUGAGUUGGUGGAAGCUGCAUCUGCUGUGGCAGAUUCUCUGCCUUUUGACAAGCAGACAACCAAGUCAGAACUGCUUAGACAGCUCCGUCAGCAUGAGGAAGACUCAAGGGCACAGAAGGAUAGAGAAAAGACUAAAAUUAGGAAAAAUUUAUUCAAGGGGAAGAGGCUUAAUAUUUUUGACAUUGAAACAUUUUCUGAAAAAGCACCUGAAACAGAGACAUCACCUUCUAUUUGGGAUGUGGAAUUUGCUAAGCAACUAGCUGCAGUAAAUGAACAGCCCUAUCAGAACGGGUUUGAAGAAAUGAUUCAGUGGACAAAGGAGGGGAAACUCUGGGAGUUCCCAAUCAACAAUGAAGCAGGUUUUGAUGAUGAUGGUUCAGAAUUUCAUGAACAUAUAUUUUUGGAUAAAAACCUGGAGGGUUUUCCAAAACAAGGACCAAUUCGCCACUUCAUGGAGCUGGUGACUUGUGGCCUUUCCAAAAACCCAUAUCUGAGUGUUAAACAGAAGGUUGAGCACAUAGAAUGGUUUAGAAAUUAUUUUAAAGAAAAAAGGGACAUUCUAAAAGAAAAUAACAUACAGUUUAAUUAAGACAGGGAAAUUUUUAUUUCAAGCUGUUGGAGAUGGAUAUUAUAACUAAAUAAAAUAAUUUUACUAA